Plasmodium reichenowi is the source of this 1884-nucleotide messenger RNA. RefSeq lists its product as hypothetical. The record is from RefSeq and is a predicted model, not a curated record. NCBI's taxonomy places the organism in Eukaryota, Apicomplexa, Aconoidasida, Haemosporida, Plasmodiidae. The transcript has a single exon. The coding region runs from base 1 to 1884 and encodes 627 amino acids.
AUGAGUCUUUAUAUGAAUGUUUUUGAACAAAUCGAAAUUAUUUUAGAAAAAUGUAAUAAUGAAACGUUUAUAAAGAUUAACACCUUAAUUGAUCAUAUUAUUAGAAAUUAUGCGAAUGAAAAUCUGAAAGAAAUACAUGAGAGAAAAAAAGUAAAUGAUAACAAUAAAAAGCAGAAGAAAAAGAAAAAAGAAAAUAACAGAAAUACCAUACGUAAUUAUUUUAAUCUGGUCGAUAAAGAAAAUAAUUUAAAAAAAAAAAAUAAUAAUAAUAAUAAUAAUGAUGAUGAUGAUGUAAUGGAGCAAAAUAAAAAUAAGGAUAGUUUAUUAUCAUUAACAAUUAAAAAUAAUAAUAAGACUAUAAUUAAUAUGUUUUUUUUCUUUGGACAUUUUAAUAUUAUGAUUAUUAUAUAUUAUGUUAUAUAUAAAUUAAAAAUGUUUGAUAAGGAUUUAUUUAUACAUGAAAAAGGUUCAAACAUUCAUACAAAUCAAAGUUAUACAGCCGAUAGUAUAAGUGAUGAUCUAAAUAAAGUAGGCUCAGAUAAUAAUAGAAAUAAAAAUAUUAUUAUGAGACAUAUUAAUAUAAAUAAUAAACAACAUUAUCUUAAAAAAAAAUAUAAUAUACAAGAUGACGAAGAAGAAGAACAAGACAAGGAAACCACUAGAAGCGACAUCAAAUUAAGAGACACAUAUAGUGAUAGUCAAAGUAAAGAUAUUAUGAUGAGUUUAAGCCCAAACAAAGAAGAAGAAAGUAUGAGUAGUGAUAAUCCAAAUAAAGAUAUUAAUAGUAGUGAUCAUAAUAUGAAUGAUAGUACUAAUGAAAGUACAACAACAAGUUUAAGCACAAGUAUAAAUAACACAAAUAGAGAUAACAAGAAUAGAAAAAAAAAUAAUAUUAAUAGUAAUAGUAAUAAUAAUAAUAAUAAUAAUAAUAAUAAUAAUAAUAAUAUUAAUAGUAAUAAUAAUAGUAGUAGUAAUAAUAUUAGUGGGGUAUAUCAUUAUGUACCUAGUCAAAAAUAUAAUAUUAAAUAUAAUACAUACAAUAAUAAAGAUCAUAUUAUUUACCACAAUAAAUGUAUUACACAUAUUUUAUGUUCCCAAUUAAUGUAUCUAGAUAUGAAUUCAUUCAAUCAAGCUAUACAAGAUAUUGUUAAAACGAAUAAAUACAAAUUAUUAAGAGUUAUUAUUCUUGAAACUUUUGAUAGUCUAAAUGAAUAUUAUAGAAAAUUUUUUUUGAAUAAGUUAAAAAAAUGUAAUGUUCUUAUUUUUAUACAUAGUACUCAUUCAUUAAAUGAUACCUUUCUACAUAAUUGUUUAUAUAUACGUAUACCCAAACCAGAUAAAAUAUUAUUUAAUAAUCAUAUAUUAGAUUUUUUAAAAACUAAUUAUAAAAUCAAUAAUCUUAAUAAUCAAAAAAAAAAAUAUAUUAUUAAUGUUUUAAAUUAUUGUAAUUUUGAUUUACCACUUAUAUUAGCAUUAUUAUAUAUAAUACAACUACAUAAAUAUCCAGAUAUAAAAAAAAUUAUUAAACUAAUCAUUAAUUCAAAUAUUAAAAAAUUAAUAAAUGUUAUACAUAAAUGUAUCAUAUCAAAUAAUUCUUUUUUUGUUAUUAGAAAUAUAUUAUAUAAUAUCCUAUAUACAUAUAAUUUUCAUUUACAUAAUUUCCUAAAUACAUUCUGUAAAGAACUUGCAGCAUAUCAUAAAAAUGAUAAUAACUAUAAAAAAGACUUAUAUGCUCUCUUCUCUAAAUAUACAUAUAUUACAUCCAUGCAUGAUAUGCACAUAUGCUCUCUAGAAAACCUAUGCUCCAAUAUCAUACUCCUUGAAAAAAAAUAUGCAAAAACAUUUAAUGAAGUUGAUAACAAUUCUGAAGAUACACAGGAUUAA